This is a messenger RNA of Suillus paluster, 4011 nucleotides long. RefSeq lists its product as uncharacterized. The transcript is spliced from 9 exons. The coding region runs from base 47 to 3721 and encodes 1224 amino acids. Lineage: Eukaryota; Fungi; Basidiomycota; Agaricomycetes; Boletales; Suillaceae. The record is from RefSeq and is a predicted model, not a curated record. Gene Ontology annotation, molecular function: protein binding.
UAGCAGUGUUAUUAACAACCCACUUUUCGUCCGUACCCUAAAUAAAAUGUCACAACUCAUUCCAAGUACCACACCCCUUCGAGUUUUUAAAGAUCACACAAACGCUAUAUGGGGUGUAGCAGUCUCCCCCGAUAGACGACGGAUGGUCACAUGCUCGUUCGACAAGACGCUUCGUCUAUGGGACUUGAGGACAGGUGUAGUGUUGAAGAAGAUGGAGGGACAUCAUGGAUCGGUGUACGGAUUGGGGGUAUCACGAGACGGGCAAAUGAUAGCAAGCGCUGAUUUGAACGGAGAGCUCAUCGCCUGGCACGGAGAAACCGGAGAACCUCUCAUCCAAGCUAUCAAAGCCCACUCCCAUCGGAUCUUGUCACUAGAGUUUUCACCCGAUGGUACAGUGCUGGUCACUGGUUCAGAAGACAAAACGACGAAGUUGUGGAACACAAAAACCUGGGAGAUGCAAGGAAGUCCGAUGCGAUGUAGUGGUGGGGUCUGGUGCACUCGGUAUUCACCGUCUGGCGAACUUCUUGCCAUCGCAACAGUCAACGAUAUCGAAAUUUAUAAUUCAGACGCAAGCAAACGCGUCGCACACUUCAAGGGUCACACAGGACGGAACUUCGCACUCGCGUGGACGCCCGAUGGCAAACGCCUUCUCUCAGGGGGCGAUGAAAUGGAUCCGACCAUACGGGAGUGGGAUACAUCAACUUGGACACAGGUCGGUAGUCCUUGUCAGGCGAGCCACGAUAACCAUGUCUACAACAUUGCCAUUCAUCCUACGGGCACCCAUGUCGCUUCCGUAUCUCAUGAUCAUGUCCGACUCUGCCGGCUCUCAGAUCGAGAAACCAUCGCCACGUUCAAGCACUCAGGUUGGGCAGCAUGUGUCACUUUCUCCACGGACGGCAGGCAUAUCCUCAGCGGAGGUGGAGAUAACAUGAUCUCGCAGUGGGAGACACCCAAGGGCGUGAAUUUAGAGAUUCUCUCCGUCAACACUACCACUGCCCGCGACGCAUGCAUCGCGGGGGACUUAUCUAGCGCUGAAAUUUUAUUCACUCAAGAGAUCGACGCCGAUGCAAAAAACUACACCUCGUAUGCCAAUCGUUCAUUUGUCAUGGCGCGAAAACACGACUGGGACCACGCGCUUGACGACGCAAUAAAGUCCAUCACCAUCCAGCCCUCCUUGACAGGUUAUAUCUCGAAGGGCAUUGCCCUAUGCGGAAAAGGGCAGGUCCGGGACGCGAGGACAGCAUUUGACGUUGCCUCUAUUUUCACGAACGAAGAUUUAAAAACCGUUCAUUUCCUUUUCUUGGUUAAGGCCAUAGCACUAUUUGGUGCAAACAAACAUCAGGAGGCAAUGCAGCUUGUCCAACAGCUGGCUGCAGCUUGUCCGAAUCAUGAUGCUCUUGCAUAUCGUGUCGUAGAAGCAUAUCUAUGUGUUCAGCUCGGAGUCGAUGCAUCGAAUGGCUCGCGCCACGACGAAGCUGCUAACCAUUUUGCUGCCGCUAUCCACUCCGGCGCUUUCUCAUCAGGGUCGGUCAUUCACUUCGUAUAUUACGACGACUUGGUGGUGCUGUUUGGGUUGGACCUUGAGUCAUUGUGGCAAAUCGCAAACCAGAAACGAUGUGAUGCCCUCGUACGGGCAGGUAGAAUACGUGAAGCCCUCGAAUCACAUCAGCUCAUGAUGGAUAUGUGCGACGAAGCUACGAAGGCCAGCUGCCUCGAUUGGUCGACUGUUUUCACGCAAGAAUGCAGCAUGCUCUGUCUUGCCAACGGAGAUACAGCUCUCGCUGCAAGUGACUAUGACACGGCUAUUGAGCUAUACUCUGUGGUUAUCGAUAUGGAUUCUGCGAACGACGUGAUCUUUGCAAAUCGCAGUAAAGCGAAAUUGGAAAAAAGGCUAUGGGACGAUGCGCUUCUCGAUGCGCAAAAGGUUAUCGAACUAAACCCCUCAUCUCACGUUGGAUACGAGGUGAAGCAUACAGCGCUUCACCGAACCCAGCGCUACGAUGAAGCCAUCGAGGCCUUUGAAAUGAUGAUCUCGAAAUUGGAAAGUGCCACUGACACGCAAAUACAAAAGCUGCGCGAGCAGUACAUCAAUCCCUCCGAAGCAGCAGCUGUCAUUCAAAAGGCCAUUCACGUUCAACUCAAUAUUAUCCCACUGCGUUUACUCAACACUGCCACCGGACUUCUAUGUGACCGAGAAGCGCAGAUUAGCGCCUUCAAAACGAGAACAGAGUACAAAGAGCUUCUGUCGUCGACUAUGAAGCACCCUGAACUCAGAGCGGAACACAUCACGGAAGCGGUGGCGGCGUACUUCCGUUGUGUCAUGUUAUCCCAUAAAUGGGACGAGAAGGAGCCGCUGCUGCCGGACAUCAAGGGCAAGGUUGUAUACGAGUUAGAGGCAGCUGGCAGUCUUGUGAAGUUGCAGUCAUUCUGCGACAUGGCUCGUAAGGCGGACUAUCACUGGGCAUGGGUCGACUCUUGUUGCAUCGAUCAGCAUAACAACAUUGAGGUCCAAAAAUCACUGAACUCUAUGUUUGGCUGGUAUCACGACUCAGCGCUCACAGCUGUCUACCUAUCAGAUGUCUUGCCUUUGUCCAAGUCUGGCGCACUGGCGAAGAGCGCGUGGAACACCCGGGGAUGGACCGUCCCGGAAUUCCUCGCCCCAAAAGUCAUCCGGUUCUACCAGCAGGAUUGGACUCCGUAUCUCGACGACCACUCCCACAACCAUAAGGAGUCCGAGAAGAUCAUGGGUGAAUUGGAGCGUGCGACGGGCAUAGAUGCACGCGCGCUCGUCGCCUUCCAACCGGGAAUGAGAGACGCCCGAGAGAAACUCCGAUGGGCGUCUACGCGUGUCACCACCGUGCCAGAAGACAUUGCAUACUCAUUAUUCGGCAUUUUCGGUGUCCAGCUACCUAUCCUUUAUGGCGAGAACAAGCAAAAUGCGCUUGGGCGGCUCUUACAGGAAAUUAUAGCUCAGUCGGGCGACAUAACUGCCCUGGAUUGGGUCGGACAACCAUCCACGUUCAACAGCUGUCUACCAGCAGACAUUAGUUCAUAUAACGCUCCACCAUUUCAUGUGCCAUCUCUAUCCGAAGAUGAGAUUGAGUCAUCGGUGUCCUCGCUGCGAAGUGCUGUGGCUCCAGAAUCGGCCUCGAGGCUGUAUCAGACACUUGACCACCUGAGUGCUUCUCGCUUCGCGCACCGCCGGUUGCAUCUUUCUUGCAUUGUAUUCCCUGUUACGGAAGCCAAGUGGCGGUCCCGAGAUCAGGCAUACAGAGUGAAGGCACACGGGCUUCAAGACCUGCAGAUCACCACGACACAAUUGAAUCCGGUUUCGCGGACAAAGCCCUCUCAGCAGACAUUCCUGCUUGUCCGUCCGUGGGAUCGACGUCUCCUUGAGCUGCCUAACUUCACAGAGCAGUCUGCCUUUGCGGAUAAUGCGGAGAGUUUGGGAGAUUUGUCCGACCCCGAGUCUCCGUUAGACGACUCUGACGAAUCGCCCUGUAGUUCGUCUGGAGAAGAGGAGCUGGUUAAUUCGGAAUCUCACUUGCGAGCCUUGCGAUUGAUGGUUCGUCUUGGACAGCCGUUCAGCGCAUUUUUACUCGCUCGGCAGCCCGGCGGAGAAUACCAGAGGAUCGCUUCAGAUCGUAAUAUCAGUGCCCAAGUCAAAGACGGGGCUUCUAUCCACAGUAUGAUGGACGUCAGGACCGUAGAGAUAUUGUAGUGUUUUUUCAACGCAGUUUUCGUUUAUCCCUUGACGACGUACAUAUACAUACAUACAUACAUAGAUCUCCAUGAUUCCUUCGAAGCAGAAGUACGCUGGAGACCUGCAAUUCAUUUCAUGCAGCACUAGUACUUCUGUCCUAAAUCAUCGAUACCCUUUCAUCCUCCCCCACAACCCCGCAUUCGCUUGACACCCUUGCCUUCACUAAUUCAGGCCGCCUCCGUUCUAUACUUAGUACGAGUAGCAGUGCGCGGACUAAUCCCAUAUUCAGCUAUCACGACUUGAAACCC